GUUUUUAAAAAGGUUAUGUUAGCCACUAAACUCCGGUUCGCUCUUCGCAAGCUUCGUAGUAGAUACGUCUAUUUUGUGUAUAUGUAUAGUUAUGAACUGAACGUAUGUACUUGAAUAAGAAAAAACCAUACAAUAUUUCUCAAAGAAAAGCAUCCAAAUAUUUUUCAAACAAGGUAUAGUAGAUUUGACAUAUGUUGUAUCACGCACAUUCGAUAAGAAUCUAAGUGUUAUUGAUGGUCAGAUGCAUCUUUCUAAAAUUCUUGUAACAAGCCAACGCUUCUUUCUGUAGAUCUCUCUGCAUAUUUUGUUAUAGUAUUUUCCACUGAACUGUCAAUUUGAUAUAUCAAAAAGGGUUUUGAACGAUUUUUGUUUCUUUCUAAAUAAUCUUUUUUUAAUAUAUACUUCUUUAAAAAAUGAACUGAAAACCAAGUGUAGAGUCACAUGAUGUUGAUCAUUGAGGCUGAUUAGACGAAGGUUUGUGUAUAAGGGGCAGUUUCUUGCCUUCCACAUACCUUUUUCAAAGAAGUUUUUCAAUUAUAGGGUUGAUGAAUACAACAUGGUAAAUAUCAAAAUAAGAACCAUUUUAAAGGUUAAGGCAAAACAAGAAAGUUAUAAACUGAAAGCGAAAAACAUAUUAAAAAGUAUUUAAAACCAAAACUUGAAAUAGAAAGCAUCCACCAACUAAAAAAAAGUAAAAGGAAGCUUCACAUAUAUAUCCAAACAAAAUUAGUGGCGAGAACCCAUUUUAGGCGAGAAUGGUUAAUCUAACUAAAAACAAUACUUAAUUCUCCAAACCAAGAAGGACAAGUAAGAUAACAUCACAAAACCAAAACAACCAUAACGUCAACCGGAACAAUAAACAGCCUCAAUUCUCCAAAGAAAUCUCCAACGCCAAGCAAAUAGGUGACACAAACCUGGUUAACUAAAACCGCGUACAAAGAUGCAACACAGGGUCAUCUCGAAAUUUAAAGGAUCAUAAACAUUUUAAAAUAAAUUUGAAUAAAAAAUUACUAGAAUUUGACGUCAUAUGGUCUAUCUAUAUUGUUAGUUUAAAAACAUUUGAGGGUUAAACCAUUUUGCUUUACCCAGAACCAAGGCCGGCUAAGUAGAAGACAAAGGGUGUGAGUGCUCCGGAUCCAAAUCCGUAUCUUCCCGUAUAUUAAUAGUUAAGGAGUCUAAUUUCUUUUAUAAAUCAAUAUUUUUAUAUAAAAAAAUCAUAAAUAUAAUAAAUAAAAUUGAAAAAUGCCCAAAAAUAUUUGAUAUGUAUAUAGUUUUAUUUUUAUCACAAAAUAUACAAAUAUUACUAAUUAAAAUUUAAAAAUAGUUUAAACAUUAUAUGAAUAUAAAUUUUAGAGAGUAAAAACAAUUUUUUUACCUUAAAACUUAUAAUAGUGUUAAGCUGGCCCUGCCUAGAACUGGCCAUACACGCAUGGUACAUGCAAGAGGAGAAUCAGAGAAGCUUCAAUAACCUACCUGAGACAACGCAUGCAAUAUAAGGGAGAGAAGAUAUGAAUGAGGGAUAAUUCGGAGACGAAGCUUUGAACAUUAAGUAAUCAAAUAAUUUCCUUCAAAAACUGUGAAACUAUGUCAAAUAAUUUCCUUCAAAAACUGUGAAACUACGUAAAAUAUGCCGUUUAUUCAAAUGAUCUAUGAGUAUGUAAUUUUGUAUGGUUCUUUUUCACUCUUCUGAUUAAAUAAAUUAGGAUUUAUGAUUAAAAAGGAUUUUUUGCAUAAUACGCUCUACAAUAAUAUACACACUAUCCAUUGGACCCACUUGUCCAUGAUGCAUUCCUUUUCUAUUUCUCCAACAUUAUAAAACACUCCUAACCCGUCCUCUUGCUUUAAACCAACUUCUUCCCACAAAUAAAAUUAAGUAUACGAACUCUUUCAUAUUCAUCUCUUACUCUUAGAAACCAAAUACAUCAAUGAUUCCGGCGGAAAUCACCGGAUAUUAUCAAUAUUUAUCGCCGGAAAACUUAGGAACACUCCCGACGGAAUUCAACAUAAUAAAUAUGCCCUCAUCUCCAACAUCUUCCUCUUCCUUAACAUACUUAAAUGAUCUCAUCAACAACAACUACUCAUCAUCAUCCAUCCGUCAAGAUCUCAUGAUGGGCAACAACUCAACUUCCGAUGAAGAUCAUCAGCAUCAUCAUCAUCAGAGCAUCAUCAUAGUCGACGAGAGGAAACAGAGGAGGAUGCUUUCAAACAGAGAAUCCGCUAGGAGGUCGAGGAUGAGGAAACAGAGACAUCUUGAUGAACUCUGGUCUCAGGUGAUAAGGCUUCGCAACGAGAACAACUGUCUUAUUGAUAAGCUGAACCGUGUAUCGGAGACUCAAGAUAGCGUAUUGAAGGAGAAUUCUAAACUCAAAGAAGAAGCUUCUGAACUCCGACAACUUGUAUGUGAACUAAAAUCUAACAAGAACAGCGACGAUGACAACAACUUUGUAAGAAAGUUAUCGGAAUGAGAUUGUGGUUUCUUUGUAUCAACAGAAAAGAUCAAUGGGGUUUUGGGUUUUGGUUCUUUCUCGAAUAUAAAGUUGGUGAUAAUCAUAUAUUAGUAUAUUAUAUUGUAUGCAUACUAUAUAUAUUGAAGUUAGAUAAUAUAACUUAUAGUUCUUGAGCGAUUAUCUACUCUCUCUUCUUUUUUAUUUUUACAUUAUUAUAACUUAGGAGUAAUCAUAAUCGUAGACAUACCGGGUAACGUUAAUAAGUAUUAAUAGAUUCCACAACCCUGCAGAUCCGGAUUCUAAUUGAUUCAUUCCACAUUUCCAUUAAUUAGAAUUUGUAAACAACAAAUAUUAAAAGAUUUACGUGGUUAUGUGACUUCGGUUAUUUGAUUUCACACCUUACUAUUCUGUAAAAUUUGUUAUUUUUCACUCAUAUAUAUUAUGUCGCCAUGUAAAAAUAUUAGAAUCAAUGUUAUUUUUACUUGGAAAAUCUACUUAAACUCAUCAUAUUCCCUAUAAAGAUAAUAUUUGAAGUAUAUAUUCUGACAUUAAUACUUCGAACACGUAAGAUAUUUCUAGAAAGAGUAACAAAAGACAAAAUAGUAAGAAAAACUUAGAUAAUCUAACACUGUUUUAGUUACAAACAAGAAAAAAUGAAAGUGGUAUGAUAAAAAUAAAGACCAGUUAAAAAAAAUAAAGACCAGUAAUAACGACCUCUAUUAACAUAUUGGGAGAGUUUGUUUGCCGCAUAAUACUGCACUGAACAUCCCUGCAUUGAAAUCAUUCAUAGCGAACAAGAAAUAAAACAAAAGAUUGCUAAAAUGGUGGCCCUUCUUCUCUUCUUUUACUUUUGUAAUUUAAUCAAAUACUUAAUCAUCAGAUUUUCUUUUUCUUAUUGCUUUGAUCAACUUUUUUUCCCAAACCUUUUUAUCCGUUUAUAUCAUCACUCCGACUGCGACAAACCCACCAAGAAUGUUUUCUUGAAUUUCACCUGGCGCAUUACUAUUAUGCUAAACUUGAGCACUAUUAUUUGACCUACUAUUUUUUUCUUCCAGGUUUAACUUUUUCACCUACUUAAACACACAUAUGGGUAAUAGUCGUCUAUUUUCAGCCACAAGUUCAUAAACUGUGAAAAAGUUCAGUAAGAAAAAAGUUUAUAAACUGCACUAACUUUCAGCCACAAGUUUCACAUAUUUAUUCUUUUUUUUUUAGCAACUCACAUAUUUAUUCUCAUAACAUUAAUGCUAUUACCGACAAGUAUUAACUAUUAACCCAUCGGAAUCAUACAUCUUAGGAUUUGGUCGAAUUAUCUGUAGAUAAUUACUAUAUAGAAAAUAUAUGAAUAGUAGUUACGAAUCGGUUUGGACCUAGACACAGUAGACACCACGAUCGUUACAUUCAACAACGAUACUCGAUGUUAGAAAUGCUCUAACCUAAAAUUCUAUUUAAAAAAAAAUGAAAUAUAAGUUAAUAUGAAAUAAAAAUGUUUUGAUCCUAUUUUAUUUUUCACUUUAUAAUAGAGUGAUGAACAAACAAAAAAGAAAUUAUUUUAUUUAUAGAGUAAACUCCGUUAUAAAAUAAGAUAUGAAGUUGAGUUGAAAUAUUUUUUAUUUUAUAUUUAUUUUUACUUUAUUUUAGAAGAAAAAUUGAGUGGGAUGGAUAUACCCUUAAAAAUAAUUCCAACAGUUGAACAAUAUUCUAUGUCUCUAUUGCCAUACGCCCGGUGACUUUUUCAAUGGUCAAGUUCUGACCCUUUCCCAUUACGUUGUCUAAUAUGAGAUCUAUUCAAUUAUGUGUUUAGUAAUUGCUGAAUAUAAAAAAAAAUUGAAAUGAAAGAAGACAAAUU
Molecule: messenger RNA, 4293 nt
Organism: Brassica rapa (field mustard)
Lineage: Eukaryota; Viridiplantae; Streptophyta; Magnoliopsida; Brassicales; Brassicaceae
Product: basic leucine zipper 43
Biological process (GO): regulation of DNA-templated transcription
Molecular function (GO): DNA-binding transcription factor activity
Source: RefSeq, a predicted model, not a curated record